Molecule: messenger RNA, 3710 nt
Organism: Rattus norvegicus (Norway rat)
Lineage: Eukaryota; Metazoa; Chordata; Mammalia; Rodentia; Muridae
Gene: Baiap3
Product: BAI1-associated protein 3
Exons: 34
Coding region: 108-3560 (1150 amino acids)
Cellular component (GO): late endosome; extracellular region; Golgi apparatus
Source: RefSeq, marked validated
GCUGCUAGCGGUCGCUGUGCCUCGGUGUCCCCAGCUAGUGAGACCGCGACGCCAGCAGGGAUCCCCCCGACCCUGUGGCCCCAGAAGCCCUGUCCACGGUGGCUGCCAUGUCAACCUUGCUGGACAUCAAGAGCAGUGUGCUCAGGCAGGUGCAGGUGUGCCCGUCCUUCCGCCGAAAGACAGAGCAGGAACCUGAGAUCACAAACUCACAGGAGCCCCCCACGGGGGCCUGGAAACCUGGGGAUGGUGUGGAGUUCUUUGCCCACAUGCGCCUCAUCCUGAAAAAGGGGGACGGCAGACAGGGCCUGCCAUGUCCCGAGGUUCUUCUGCGAAGUGGUUCCCCAGCCCCUGCUGAGCCUGUGGACCCCAAUCGUGGCCUGAGAGCCCUGACCCAGGAGGAGGUGGAGAUGCUCUACGAGGAAGCCUUAUACACAGUCCUCCACCGGGCUGGCACUAUGGGCCCCGACCAGGUAGACGACGAGGAGGUCUUGCUAAGCUACCUUCAGCAGGUGUUUGGCUCCAGUUCUGAGGAACACAUGGAGGCCAUCAUGCGUGUGAAGAAGGCCAAGGCCCCCACCUAUGCCCUGAAAGUCUCUGUCAUGCGCGCCAAGAACCUUCUGGCUAAAGACCCCAAUGGCUUCAGUGACCCGUACUGCAUGCUGGGUAUCCUGCCGGCCUCAAGUGCCCCACAGGAGUCAAGUGGGCAGAAGGAACAGCGCUUUGGCUUCCGAAAGGGCAGCAAGCGUAGCAGCCCGCUGCCUGCCAAGUGUAUCCAGGUCACCGAGGUCAAAAGCAGCACGCUGAAUCCUGUCUGGAAGGAGCACUUCCUGCUUGAAAUUGAAGAUGUCAAUACAGACCAGCUGCACCUGGACAUCUGGGACCACGAUGAUGACGUUUCCCUGGCGGAAGCAUGCAGGAAGCUGAAUGAAGUUAUUGGCCUGAAGGGAAUGACCAGAUACUUCAAACAGAUUGUCAAGUCGGCCCGUGCAAAUGGGACAGCAGGACCCACUGAGGACCACACUGAUGACUUCCUGGGGUGUCUCAACAUCCCUAUCCGGGAGGUGCCUGUGGCAGGUGCUGACCGCUGGUUUAAGCUGGAACCACGCUCCAGUGCCUCCCGUGUGCAGGGGGACUGCCACCUGGUCCUGAAGCUGAUCACCACCCAGAGGGACACUGCUAUGAGUCAGCGCGGACGUUCGGGCUUCCUGUCCUACCUGUUGCUUCUCAGCCGUGUGCUGCGGUUUGAACACCGAGUGGAGGAGCCCAAUUCCAGCAGUUGGCGUGGCGAGCUUAGCGGGCCUGGGAACACAGUCCUUUGUCUGCAUGGAGCCCAAAGCAAUCUGUCCCCCUUGCAGCUGGCUGUGCUGCACUGGCAAGUCAGUAGCCGUCAUCAUCAGACACGCACCCUGGACUAUGGGUACCUGCUGGGUCUGCUGGAAGAUGUGCAGGCACACUGGGAGGAGGCAGCUUCACUGCCUCAGGAGCAGGAGGAGAGCCUGGCUGACAGCUUUUCUGCCUUCUCCGAGUUCGGGCUGAGACUGCUGCGCCAGCUCCGGGAUUACUUCCCCGCCACCAACAGCACGGCUGUGUAUCGCUUGGAGCUGCUGCUGAAGUGCCUGGAGAAGCUACAGCUUUUCCAACCAGCCUUUGAGAUCUGCCCCUUUGAGACCGAGCUCAGUAUGGACAUUGCGGCUGCCCUGAAGCGGGGCAACCGGGAGUGGUACGACCAGCUCCUGAACGCCAAGAGUCCCCGAGAGCAGCCCGGGCCGCAGCGCCUAGCGGGGCUUGUUGAGCUUGCAGACAUCAUCUACGAGGACUUGCAGUCCUGCUACGGGGUCUACGCCAGCCUCUUCCACGGUAUCCUUAAGGUGGACUUCUUCACCCUUACCUUCCGGCAGCUGGAACGUCUGGUGGCCGAGGAGGCAUGGGUGCUGACAGAAGAGCUGAGCCCCAAGAUGAACUUAGAGGUGGCCUCAGGGCUCUUCGAGCUCUACCUGACCCUGGCAGACACCCAGCGUUUCUGGAGCUGCAUCCCUGGACGGGAAAGCCGCUCCCUAGCCCUGGCUGGCAUCCACACCCCAUUUCUGCCAGCCGUGAAACUCUGGCUGCAGGUGCUGCGGGACCAGGCCAAGUGGCGCCUUCAGGGAGCCGUGGACGUAGACACGCUGGAGCCUGUGGACGCGGCUUCCAAACACAGCAGCUCUGCAGCCACCGCCAGUCUCUGCCUUAGUCACAUCCAGGAGCUCUGGGUCCGCCUGGCUUGGCCCGACCCGGCCCAGGCCCAGGGGCUAGGCACUCAGCUCAGCCAGGACAUGUGCGAGGCCUCCCUCUUCUACACGGAGCUGCUGAGGAAGAAGGUGGACACCCAGCCAGGGGCUGCUGGAGAGGCAGUGAGCGAGCAGCUCUGCGUGGUGCUCAACAACGUGGAGUUGGUGCGCAGAGCUUCGGGGCAGGCACUAAGAGGACUGGCGUGGUCCGAAGGGGCCAAUGGGCUGGAGGGAGUGCUCCCCCGUCCUCUGCUCAGCAGCAUACAGGCCCUGGAUGAAGACCUUCUGCGGGAGGCCCACACUGUGACAGCACACCUGACUUCCAAGAUGGUGGCAGACAUCCGGAAGUACGUACAGCACAUCAGUCUGUCUCCGGACUCCAUUCAGAAUGAUGAGGCUGUAGCCCCACUCCUGAAGUACCUAGAUGAGAAGCUGGCCUUGCUGAACGACUCGCUGGUGAAGGAAAACCUGAGCAGGGUCCUAGAAGCCCUCUGGGAGCUGCUUCUACAGGCCAUUCUGCAGGCGCUGAGUGCAAACAGGGGUGUCUCUGCCGAUUUCUAUGGACGCUUCCACUUCACACUGGAGGCUCUCGUCAGUUUCUUCCAUGCUGAGGGCCAGGGGCUGCCCCUGGAGAACCUGAGGGAUGGAAGCUACAAGAGGCUGGAGGAGGAGCUGCGGCUACACAAAUGCUCCACCCGAGAGUGCAUUGAGCAGUUCUACCUGGACAAGCUCAAGCAGAGGUCCCUGGAGCAGAACCGGUUUGGCCGCCUGACCGUCCGGUGUCACUACGAAGCGGCUGAGCAGAGGCUAGCUGUGGAGGUGCUGCACGCGGCGGACUUGCUGCCUCUGGACGCCAAUGGCCUGAGUGACCCCUUUGUGAUCGUGGAGCUUGGCCCACCACACCUCUUCCCACUGGUCCGCAGCCAGAGGACCCAAGUCAAAGCUCGGACACUGCACCCGGUGUAUGAUGAGCUCUUCCACUUCUCCGUGCCUGCAGAGGCGUGCCGUCGCCGCGGGGCCUGUGUGCUCUUCACCGUCAUGGACCACGACUGGCUGUCCACCAAUGACUUUGCAGGGGAAGCAGCCCUAGGCCUGGGUGGUGUCAGUGGCAUCGCAAGGCCGCAUGUGGGAGGGGGCGUGAGGCCCGGUCAGCCCAUCACACUACAUCUGCGCAGGCCCAGAGCUCAGGUGAGGUCUGCACUGCGGAUGCUAGAAGGCCGCACCAACCGAGAAGCACAGGAGUUCGUCAAGAAACUCAAGGAGCUGGAGAAGUGUAUGGAGGCUGACCUCUGAGCAUCCUGAUGGUCGCAGUCCCGGGCCUCGCCAUUUCCCUGUGCAGCCCACUUUGUGCAGCAAGGGGUUCUGGAGGCCCCUCCCUCACCAUGUGACCUGCCCACUCUGGUUGGACCCUGUGGCUUCUGUCUGCCCUGGCCGUGUCUUUUG